Pimephales promelas (fathead minnow) is the source of this 1498-nucleotide messenger RNA. Lineage: Eukaryota; Metazoa; Chordata; Actinopteri; Cypriniformes; Leuciscidae. The record is from RefSeq and is a predicted model, not a curated record.
UUUUUUUUUUUUUUUGAAAAAAACUAGUGAACUACUCCUUUAAACUAAGCCUUCAGAUCUCAGCAUAGUUUUAUUCUUGUGCAUUUAGGCAAUUUCGUUUGAAUUUUAAAUUUGAUUUAUUUAUGUGGUUAAUAAAGAGAGCCUGCUCUAUUCGCUGUUUAUUAUUAAUUUGAUUCUGCUUUCCAACCCUAAGUUGUGUUCCUACUGAUCAUAUGGAAGUAAUCUCCAAUCUCUUUCCCAACUCAUUUUAUAUAUAAAUGAACGUUGUAUCUGUGUUAUGUAACCGAGCACUGGCCGACAGUGUUAAAGUGAUUAAAGGACUCAAUGAAUUAUUUAGAGGACUGUUCACAUGAGAGGACUACGAUUCCGAGUUUGAGUAGGGGUUUAUGCUGUCUGAAAGCAGAUGGAAGCUUCUGAUAUACUGUAGGCAUCUUAUUAUGCUAUCGGGAAGUGUUAGUUUGAGACUGAAUUUUGGCAUAAAGAAUUAAGUGUCUCAACUGAGGGUAUACAUUAUGGAGGCCAAGCGAUUGAAGAGGGAUGUUAAAACAUUGCUUGGUGAAUAUAUUGGACAGCGACUCAGAGAAAAUGGUUUUGAUCCAAAAGGGAAAAGCACUUUUACAAUGUUAGAUGAUUUGGCCCAUUAUGAUUUGGCUAUAAGUGUGGCUUUGUGGAGGCUCAAUAAUGAUGAUGAGAAGAAUUUAGUUGAGAACAACUACAUAGGAAUUGGAAGUUUACAACAUAUUAGCCAGUACCCUAAUCGCCUGGAAAGAGAAGCAAUGAUCCUUUCUUCCUUUGCUGGAAUGCUUCUGAACAGCUUACCUAUAGAAGACAUUCUGUCUCUGUACAGUUGCAAACCAUCUGCAUCUUAUAAGGGCAACAUUGUUCACCCAUUCUCCCUCUCUUAUCAUCCAUUUGCUAUGCUUAGUUCAUUCAAAGCAGUAGAGCGCUCAAGAAAACACACCCAGGCGCUGAAACGCGGGAUCAAAGAACACAGUAAACAGAAAGUCUCUGGAGUAACAGAGACACUGGAGUCCUCCUCUUCCAGCUCCUCAUUUAGUGUGAGUGACAGUGAGGACUCUUUAAAAGAUGAAACCGCUCACUAUGAGGGCUCACAAGAAUCUCUGCAGGACUGAAAACAGCAGCUGUCCAACAAGCAAAUAUUAAUUUGCAUGUGGUUUAUUAAACACUGAUUACACAUGUACCAUCCUUGCAGGUGGUUUGUCUUUAUGGUUAAAAUUUUGGUUAUUUCCCAAGACUUUGUACACAGCCAGGGAAUAAUAAAGAGAGAAGAUUAAUUUAGAGUAAUCCAUUUUAUAAAUAUCAACUAUCAAGAUUACUUAUUUACUGACUUUAUCCAACAUGUUCACACAGUCUCUUUUAGAAAUGGAAAGUGUGUAUAAUUAUUUUGCCCAUGCAUUCUCAUUUUUUAGUACGUGUGAAUGAAGAUACAAUGUUAAAUAUGCAGUAAUCAAUAAAGUUCCAUUGCAGAUCUAUUUCA